Molecule: messenger RNA, 552 nt
Organism: Dendrobium catenatum
Lineage: Eukaryota; Viridiplantae; Streptophyta; Magnoliopsida; Asparagales; Orchidaceae
Exons: 3
Coding region: 1-552 (183 amino acids)
Source: RefSeq, a predicted model, not a curated record
AUGGGAGGCUACGGAGGAUUUAGGGGACACGGGGGUGACCCGAAGGUAAGGAAACUGAAGAUGUCCAUCUUUGAUGAUGAGGAAGCACAAGACUGGAUCUACAAGGUGGAGCGAUACUUUGCAGUCAACGGAUUGACAGAGGAGGAGAAAUUGACAGCUGCAGGACUGUGUUUAGAAGGAAAGACAAUGAUUGUUGACCUUUUGGGGAUGAAAUUAGUGGAUAUAAGUGGUUGCGGGGUGAUGAUGGGCACAGAGAAGGUGGAGAUGGAUAGAGGAGUUUGUAGGGGAAUAGUGACGACAAUUCAGGGGAUUCAGGAUGAGAUUGAGAAGCUGAUCAUGGAGAUGUUGGAAGCAGGGAUCAUAAAGCCAAGUGUGAGUCCUUUCUCUAGUACAAUCUUACUGGUCAAGAAGAAGGAUGGGAGCUGGAGAUUUUGUGUGGAUUAUAGGGCGUUGAAUAAGGAGACUGUGCCUAAUAAGUUCCCCAUCCUUGUGAUUGAUGAACUGUUUGAUAAGUUGUAUAGAGCAAUGAUGUUUUUCAAGAUGGACUGUUAA